AUGGCUUCCAUUGUCGACACUCUGCCUUACGACCUAAUCGCAACCAUAGUGGAUUUCGUUGCAGAAGAGGACGAAAACGACAAGAAAACCCUCAAAGCAUGCUCACUGACUUGCAGAACCUUCCUUCCUCCCUGUCAAAAAAUUAUAUUUCGUUGCAUCAAGCUCACAGACUUCAGAUUGGCGGCCAGGCUGACCCACCGAUUUGCUAGAACUAUCGAGAAAUCUCCUUGGCUCGCUGACUAUGUUCGACAAUUCGAAUGGCUAGUGAUGAAAGAUCACUUCAACCCCUCAUCUUCAGUGCCAACCGCCUUUAAGCACCUCACCAAGCUUGAAGUUCUUACCCUUGACCACCAACUUGUUGCACCCUUCCGGCUUGGGGUAGGAUCUGAUUGGAGACGUCUUCCAGAGUCCAUGAAAUGCACCUUGCUUCACUUGAUGCAACUUCCGACCAUUAUUUCAUUGACUCUACCAUCUCAAGGACAUGGCUUCAAUCUUUUCGAACUGAGCCCAUGCAUCAAUCUGAAAAAUCUAUAUAUGCUCGCAACAUCUUUGGGCCACCAAAACGAGAUUUCUCUAUGCCACCGUGCGAGGCCAAUCCGACUUCAGCAACUACAAUUACAUGCUUCAGCCACUCCUAUAAUUGUCCCAAUGUUGCGAAAGAGUUCCCAUCAUUCAACCCGCCUUCCCUUCCUUGAUUUUACAGAGCUCAAGACACUCACUUUGGUUCUAGACAAGAAUGCGUUUGAAGAAACGACAGGAAGGUUUCUCCGUUGCGCAUAUAACUUGGAAAUUUUGAAUCUGCUUCUCUACAUGCCGGAUGUUACUGCACAAACUCUCGGUUUGCUAUUAUUUGCAAACAUAUCAACAGUGAAAUCCUUGACCCUAUUCAUAUCCCUGAAUGACUCUUUCGAUGUCUUAUAUAGCUUUUCCAAAAUGCUUGAGGAACUCUCCAAAGAAUCCAACUGUCUACGAAAUCUCACCAUUCACUUUCGACUUUUCCAAGGCUUUACACUUGGAUACGAUACUUUCGUGAUUGGUGGCCAUUGGGGCUUGCUGGAGGAUUCCCUUCUAUCGCCCGGCUGGUCAUCGCUAGAAGAAGUCGACAUCAAAGUCGCGAUAAAGAACCUUCGUCCUGAACAACUACCGGAGGCACUCGAAGAGCUUAAUUUACUUCCUGAAUCAGACCUUCGUGGACUCUCAUCAACAAAAUCGUUCAAUUUUAAGUUCGCGGUUUCUGUAUCGCAGUCUGACGCUGCAAACUGGAGAAGCCCAGAAGUAACCCACACUACCAGUAGUAUGGCCAGGGCAGCGUUCCAACAGCGAGCUCCUCGGGCACAAGCCAGAAGAGAAACUGCCGAUGAACUUCUGGAGGAACUCAUUGAUGAUGUUGAGUCAACGGAUGCAGAGCAGCGUCACGAAAAUCAAAGCGUCAGGCCGAUUCUGCCCAUAGGCCACGAGAUAUCACUGGAGUUGGUGGGAGUUAUUCUGAAGCACAUCGAUGACAAGCCCUUUCUUUUACGAAGUCGUUUGAUUUCUCGGAAGUUCAAGUCUGCCGCCGACCCCUUCGCCUUUAGAACGCUGACAGUCUCUCGAACCCAACAAAGCCGCGAAGGAUUUCAAAACUUAAUCGCGUCGCCUCAACUUGCUGCUUUUGUCCAGCAAAUCAUUUUCGUAACGUCUGGGAAAGGUGCUCGCACUGAUGACGCUAUUAACGAAGGUGUCCUGUCUGACCUUGAAUGUAUCCCAAAAUUUCCCAGCGUCAAUGCCUUGCAACUACGUUUCCUUGGCACCUGGAGUGAAGAUGAGGACGAACCAGACGAAAUGUCUCCCGCCAGGCAACUUCAAAUUGCUGCUAUCAGGACACUCUCCACUCUCCACUCUCAACAGGGUCUUCGUCUGCAAAGCCUGGAAAUUCACAACCUCAUAACUCGCACUAACGAAAGCAUACUGACGGACGAAUUCAAAUCUCUUCUAGAAACCCUUACAAGCCUCACCAUCUCCCUUCUGACAAACGACUCGGAACUGUUCUACCAUAGCGAUGAGGAUUACUGCCAAUUCUGGGAUCGCGAUAUGACAACCAUGCUGAAUGCCGCCAGAAAUUUAGCAUCACUGACUCUUGUCAGCGACAUCAAGACGUUUUGCGAUUGGGACAAAUUUGUUACAUUCCUGAAACUUGAAAGUCUGACUCUCGAAAAUUUUGUCUUUGGAGAACUGUUCAGCCCCGAGCCGUUCAUACUACGCCAUAAAGAAACUCUUCUCCAUCUUGAAUUGUUAUCGUGUUGGAACCAACCCGACUCGGGCCUAAUCUCUGCUACUGAGCCCAGAGCUUGGGCUGACAUCUUCAAGCGGUUCGAGGAAGAGUUGAUUGGACUUUUAACAUUCUCCUUUAAUCCGCUUCCCGGUAUAGAGGAGGGCACAGAAGACCACCCACAGUGGCACGGGUACGUCUAUGCUGAUACUGAGGGAAGCGAGGGGGGCUACAAGAACUUCUUCAAUGAGAAGCCACUACCUCAGGCUGGAGAAGGCGAUAUAUCUGCUUUUAGAUCGUUCCAAGAGGUUAUCGCCAAAAGAACAGAGUGA
Molecule: messenger RNA, 2580 nt
Organism: Psilocybe cubensis
Lineage: Eukaryota; Fungi; Basidiomycota; Agaricomycetes; Agaricales; Agrocybaceae
Exons: 5
Coding region: 1-2580 (859 amino acids)
Source: RefSeq, a predicted model, not a curated record